AUGGAGCAACAAUCAGUAUCAAAACCUCACCAGGAUAGUACUGUAACAGGUUUUGCUGAGCUAGGAUUAAAUGUGUGGCUCUGCAAACAGUUAUUGCGUCUUUCAAUACGUAAGCCAACACCUGUACAAGAUGUGCUGGCGUGUGCUAAGACUGGAACAGGCAAAACAUUGGCAUUCGCUCUACCAAUAUUACACAAGUUGGCAGUUGAUCCCUAUGGCGUUUGUGCAUUGGUGCUAGCUCCAACACGAGAAUUAGCAAUACAAAUUGGAGAUCAAUUUACUGCACUUGGUGCCCCCAUUGGUCUUUGUGUUGGAAUCAUAAUUGGUGGAGAGGAUCGUACAAUUCAGGGAAAUAUUUUGUCUAGACGACCUCAUGUUAUUGUUGGAACUCCUGGCAGAUUAGUUGAUCAUUUGGAAAGUGAUGCUGAAAACGCUGGAAAGAUUUUACAAAAUUUGCGAUUUUUAGUACUCGAUGAAGCAGAUCGUCUUUUAGAAGGGCAGUAUACUGAGGAAUUAAAAACCAUAUUAAGUUUUUUGCCCAAGCAACGACAAACUUUGUUAUUCAGCGCUACGAUUACAUCAGCAUUGAGCCAGCUAAGUCAGGUAUCUUUGAGAAAGCCCUACAUGUUCGAAGAUAAGAGUGAGGUUGCUACUGUCGACACAUUGGAGCAGAAAUAUGUACUAUGUCCACAUGCUAUCAAGGAUGCAUGUUUAGUGUACGUCGUGAAAAAUUUCCUAGAAAAGAAUCCAAAUAGUUCCAUCUUGGUAUUUUCUGAAACAUGUCGAGAAUGUGAAGCACUUGCAGUUAUGUUCCGUGGAUUGGGCUUUCAGGCGGUGUCAUUACAUUCACAGAUCAAGCAAAUGGAUCGAAUGUCAUCUCUAGUUAAAUUCCGGUCCGGUCGUACAAAGAUUUUACUGUGCACUGAUCUUGCAUCACGUGGGCUUGACAUACCUCAAGUUGAUUUAGUUGUUAAUCACAAUGUUCCAUUGUAUCCUAAAACGUACAUACAUCGAGUUGGCCGUUCAGCGAGAGCGGGGAGAUUCGGAAUGGCACUUAGUUUCGUUACUCAGCAUGAUAUAUUCUUGUUGCAGCGUAUUGAAGCAAUAAUUGGAAAAACGUUGCAAGAAAUCACUCUUGAUCACAAAAAGGUAGAGUGUUACGUUACUCAGGUACUCGUAGCGAAACGAGAGGCAGAGAUUAAAUUAGAUCAACAAAAUUUCGGUGAACAGAAGAAGAAAAACAAAUUAAAGGAGCUUAUCAUGGCGGGUUUAGAUCCUGAUGAUAUAGAAGAGAUUCUGCAUGCUCAAUGCGACCGAAAGAGAAAAAGAGGGAAAAAAAGGCGUCGAAAAUCACUAGUCGCGAUUGAGAAAGAAAAGUCAAAGAAAACAAAGAAUAGUCAAUUACAUAUUGAAAGUGAUAGUUAG
Thelazia callipaeda (thelaziosis nematode) is the source of this 1425-nucleotide messenger RNA. The record is from the annotation of a GenBank genome assembly. NCBI's taxonomy places the organism in Eukaryota, Metazoa, Nematoda, Chromadorea, Rhabditida, Thelaziidae.